Danaus plexippus (monarch butterfly) is the source of this 2130-nucleotide messenger RNA. RefSeq names its product pickpocket protein 11-like. Gene Ontology annotation, cellular component: membrane. Gene Ontology annotation, biological process: sodium ion transmembrane transport. The transcript has 11 exons. Gene Ontology annotation, molecular function: ligand-gated sodium channel activity. The coding region runs from base 164 to 1654 and encodes 496 amino acids. NCBI's taxonomy places the organism in Eukaryota, Metazoa, Arthropoda, Insecta, Lepidoptera, Nymphalidae. The record is from RefSeq and is a predicted model, not a curated record.
AAAAUCGUCAGCAAUAGAUAGGUUUAAUUUAAACUUUGAUAUUAACUGCACUAUUUUUAAUUGUAAAUAUAUUCAGCUCAUAUAAUUACAUGUAGACAUGUAACAAGCAACGCGCGUGUCCCAAUACAAUGUAUUAACAUGGCAUAUCCAUUAGAACACGAACAUGGCAAAUAAUAAGGACUUGAUAUUUGAUGACGAAUGGAAUUCAGUUGACGAAGAGAUCUGUUCCAAAAUGUCAGUCUUUGGUAGUAAGGUCGCACGAGUGAUGAUGCAGAGCUGGAAGGAGUUCUGCUCGGAGACCAGCUUCCACGGAUUCAACCACAUCACCGCUGAGAGGAGGCACUGGAGCGAGAGGUUGUUGUGGGUCUGCUUCAUAGUGGCGUCAGUGUGGUUGGUGUUGGACAUAUCUAUAGGCCAGUGGCAGAGGUACGACGAGAACCCCACCAUCGUCACUCUGGAGAAGGACUUCAGGACCUGGAGGAUUCAUAUGCCGGCCGUCACUGCUUGCUUGAAGAACAAAGUGGAUGUAAAGAAACUUCCGAAUGCAAUCAAAUCUCGUUGGAACGUCGAAGCUGGACAUCCCAAGUACUUCUAUUAUAGUCGUUUCGUGACCGCCGUCGCCAGCUCUACUCUGGAAAACCUCAAGGUGUUUGAACAGUUCGGCGAUGACCCGACACUGGACGUAGACCUGUUCAGACUCGCCGUGGACGUGAUGGAAGACAGCAACAUCAAAGUGAGUAACGGAGAAAAAAUCAAAGCGAUCUGGACUCCGGUGAUGACGGAGCUCGGAGUGUGUCACACACUCAACUCCGUGGCCACCGCUGACAUAGCCAUCUUCAAAUCCAACUUGAGCAAUACUAAAGACAAUCCGAUGACUUGCCAAGCGGACACCAACGGCUGCUUCUUGUAUCUGGAGUGCGCUUCUCAGAUAGACUACUAUCUUCACUCUCCAUACGAUGUGGUCGACUACACGGAAGCACAUACCACCACCUCCCCACCACUCAUCGCACACGUGGACGUCACCACCACGGAGAUAGGAGUGGGCCCAGGAGUGAGAGCUCUCCUGCCGAGGAGACGUCAGUGCCUAUUCACUGAUGAACCCACCACAGCCUCCAGACAGGUGUACAGCACACACUCCUGCAGACAAGACUGCAGGAGACGUCUGGCGAUGGAGCUGUGCGGGUGUCAACCAUUCUACUACUUCUAUGCUGCUGGCCCGACAUGUACAGUGCGCGGCAUGCGCUGCCUGUCUCUACAUCAGCACCGUCUGUUCACUCUGGAGGGCCAGCGCUGUUCCUGUAGCCAGCAGUGUGUGGACGCCGUGUUCAAGGAAGCCCUGGAGAAGAUUGAGAACAUGACAGGAGGUCCGUUCGGGCUCCAAGGGUCCGUUCACUACACCCUGGAACAGCCUCGCGAGAGAUACGUCAGAUAUAUCGUGUUCUACUUCCAGGACCUGGUGGUGUCAUUCGGCGGCGCGGCUGGUCUCUUCCUGGGAGCCAGCUUCAUCAGCUUCGUGGAGGUCGGAUACUUCCUCAUCGAGAGACUCUCGAGGUCGUCUCCGACACGGACUGUGACGGAUGUGCAGAGAUUCAACGCCCCGUACGAAACUCGCAUCAGAGAGCUGACAAAUAUCAUACAGGGACACUUCAAUUAAAGGAAAUAUAACUCAUUAAUAUAAGGUUUAUCAUACAUUAGGAAAAAAUAAUAUAAUUAAUAUUUAAAUAAUACAAAAAAAGAAGUUCUAAAAAAUACUUUUCUGAUUCCUAUUUAAUCGUACAUAUUCAGAAUAUUCUUCCGUGUGUUGUGUCUGAAUAACGUUUUUAAUGUUGGUUUAAUAAUUGUUAAAUGUCAACUAUACUAACAAAUCAACAGCACUCGAGAUAUCUUAAGGCAUGUUGUUAUGUCGCUCUGUGUGUUAGGAUACGGAACACCUUAUAAGUACUGUCAGCUGGAGCACGCACACGUGGCGAAAACUGACCACAAUAUAUACCUAUAAGAAUCAUUGGCACACUUUGAACUUAAUUUUGUUCGUUACUUCUUCUGCUUUACGCCCGGAUGUUAUGCGACACGCGACAGGUGGAUAAAAAGAAGUGAUUUCUUGAAAACAAGUAUCACUAAAUAAAGUUAGUU